UUACGUUCACUUAAACGCAUAAAAUAAAAGGUAGAUUUUUACGAAACGAAUUUUUGUGGUGGAAAUCCGCCUUAAAACCAGAAACGUUGUCAAUGAAAUAUCUUUGACUCUUUCUUGUAAAAAUAUUUAAUGUGAAUACAGCCACCGUUAUAGAUUUUAGAGCGCGCGGACUUUAAAUAUAAAAAAUGAUACAAAUAAAAAAGAGAUGAUCGUAUCAUUGAAGCGUUGGAAAAAAUUUAUAUAUUUUUUUCUCUACAGAUAGUCAUUAAAAAAUUUAAUUUCAUAAUUUUUGUUAUUGUCAAGGGGGUUAGAAAGGAGAUCGUAAAAAAUUCGGACAAUAAUCGAUUUAAUAGUCAAAAAAGUUUCAACAACUAUAAUCGAAUUGUUUUGCCGCGCUAUUUUGAAUGUGAAAACAUCCAUCCUUGGAGAUAUAGCUGAUGAUUACUUCGCGCCUUUUAUUUUUCGCCCCAGACCCCUGCACAAAAGAAACCUGUUAAAAACAUGUUCCUUUUCUGACGUCAUAAUGUUGUUAUUGUUCUUGUUCUGACACAGUACUGUAAUAAUUAUUACCUUUUAAUGUACUCAUUUGUUUGAUGUUUAUAAUUUUCAUAUUCCACUGGUGCGAUUAACACAUCUCUAUUCUCUCUUCAAUUAUAAACUCGACAUAGAGUCGUAAAAAGAAAUUGCUUUCAAUUGUGUUUUCAACCAAUCAGAUAAGACAAAAUAGGGAAAUAUAAUUUCGAGUUAAUUUCAUGGUGUCACUAUCUUUAACACGUGGUUUGAACGCAGUUAUCUAAGUUAGCUGCGAAGUAUAUUUCAAAAGAGAAUCACACGUGUCAGUACUAUUCGAACGAGUCUUGAACAACACUGUAUACUUCUACGCCAUGAAGCGAUCUAUCACGAAAAUUUGGCGUCCUUAUGAAGAUUUAUUAGACGACAAACAACACGACGACGACGUUGAAAAAGAAGUGUCGCUUAUAAACUUUCAUUCUGAUACACACCUAUCGUCGUACUUUACGUGUGCAAAUGUAGAUUAUUCAUUUCGUCCAAUCACAUCGUAUACGGCGUCGGAAACGUCUAGCAUGAACUCGUCACGUUGUUCCGACGUUAGUAUUUCACCCGAUCCACCCUCAUCAUUAGAAGAUUUAAAAGACGAUAAACCUCAAGGCGACACGGAUCGUCAUCGUCGGACAAAAUAUUCCGACGCACAGUUAAGUGAACUACAUAAAGUUUUUUACACCACUACUUAUCUCACCUUAAAAGAGAGAUACGAACUUGCUAACAGACUUAAAUUAACCGAGAGACAAGUAAAAAAUUGGUUCCAAAAUCGCAGGAUGAAAGCUAAACGCGAUUAUAUUGACGCCAUAGAAAAAGGGUAUGUCGUACCUGUUGAAAAUCCUGGUUUACCACGCUUUAGUCGUCUGCCGGAGAAUUACUUUUUAUCGUAUCCGACAUCACCGACAAAACGUUACUUACGCAAAUUUUGAUGAUUUCAAUUUUAAUUUUUAUAUUUAUUUAUAUAUUUAGUAUUAUAUAUUUACUACUACGGAAUUUCAUUUUUAUUAUUUUUUGCACAAAGUUGUACAAAGUAUUACAAAUAUUACCGUUCUGUUUUCAGGAAAUUUAUUAUUUUUAUUAUUUUUAUUUUUUACUUUUCACAUUUUACUGGUCUUUUUUACCCGUCGUGUAUUUUUUGCGGCCCCGGGUUUUCAUAUUUGUACAAUUUUGUAUUUAUUAAUUUACUUAUUUGAAAUAAAUUGUUGUCGUUUUAUUAUUGACUUCUUAAACGUGUAAACCCACUAGCCGCUGUCUAUCGCACUGAGUAAUAAUGUCAUGUUAAAAACCAAACGAAAUGGCGAUGCGGGAAAUAUGUAUGACGGAUGAGACUUAUAGCAUCGGCGGACCCAAGGAUAUUUGUUAAAACUUGCCCUUAGAAGGAGAUCUUUUAUUCCUAAAAAAUCUAUACAUUGGAUUAUCUAAAUUGCCUAUGCUGUUUUGUUUCAGCUUGUUAAGAACUGCGCUUUGUUCCCACUUACUUUAUUGUCCCUAAGUGGCGAAAAUUCGAGAAAGCGACAUGAAAUGGGACUGAAGAAUAAAUCAAAUGAAACGUUUUUACGAGGUUUACUUCUAAGCUUGAUAUUACAGAGACACCACAAGAAUAAAACUGAAAACCAGAAGUAAAUUUAGCAAGAAUUAACUUCGCAAUUUUUCGAUAAAUUAGAUAAGGUAUAACACUAUGUCUCACUUUUUUUAGGUACUUUUUUUGCAUUUUGUAAAUAUUUCAUAAAAUUUAAAAGUAGUAAAAUUAUUUUUCGGAAAUUAAGGCAAACAAUACUUUGAUACGAUAAAAUUUGGGUGGAACUUGAAACGCUGGUAAUAAUGAUUUAUAAUACUCGACCUAUUGUGUGAAGUUCUGAAAGUAAAAGGGAUGUAGCAGAUGAUUACUUCGCGCCUUAUAUCAUUUGCCCCAGGCCUCUGUACAAAGAAAACCCGUCAUUCAAGAGGUUUUGGUUCGAAAGUACUAAGUAAAUAUGGCGUGUAUAUAAGAUGAAUUAAUAUAACAAACAAUAUUUGAGAUGAUAAAUCAUUCUUAACAAAUUCUUAACAAAGUUAAAAGUUUCAAAUUUCGUAAAUUUUUUGCAUAUUCAUUUUUAAUUAAGUCACGCAUGCGCAGUGUUGAAUCGUUUAAUUUGCCCAGGUGUUGUUGGAUGGUUUAAGAAAAAAUCAAAAUGAUUUUGACACCUUUUUAAUAAUAACUUGGAAUUUGGAUGAAAUUGAUGACAUUUUCCCUGGGUGACGAAUUUUUUGUGUGGCAAAAGAUCUUUGAAAACUUAUAACAGAUCGUAUUACCCAACCGCUUUCUUUAGUUGUAUUAUUUUUUAUUUUAAGCCAACGAGCUUGUAAAUAUAUAUGUUCCGUUAUUUAUAUAGUCCAAUUAUUUUAAUUUAUUUCUAUAAAAAGUGUAAUUCACAGAUCUACAGCUAUAUUCUCAUUACACAUUCCAGUGAACCUAUAUCCCCGUAUACACAUUCCAGUGAACCUAUAUCCCCGUAUACACAUUCUAGUGGACCUAUAACUACAUUCCCACAUGCACAUACCCAGUGGAAGUAUACAUUCUACUAAUACUUCCCUAUGCACUCUUGUCAGUAGAUAUACAUCCUCGAUCAUACGUUUCAGUGGAUAUAUACGUCUCUAUAAACAUUUUCUUUUGAAUAUGUUGCUGUUGUUUUCUCUUUGUUGUUAGAUAUAUGGGCUACGAGGUUUGUAAUAAAUUUAGGAAUUAUAUAUUAACCCUUUACCUGGAGAAUGUGUAUAAUUUCCACUUUAUCCUAUUCCCCGUAACACAUACAAAUGUAUGUUUCUGAUCAUUUAUUUGGUCAAUUCUGCAAUUGAUACAUGCACGUAUUCUUUUUAUAAAAAGCAUUACAUAUGGUUAAUAUAUCUGAGAUAAAUGUGUGUUAUACAUUUCAGCUCUACAGUCGCUACUCAAGAACAAGCAGUUCAGUUGACAAACGACCGUUCAA
Hydractinia symbiolongicarpus is the source of this 3524-nucleotide messenger RNA. Its product is annotated as homeobox protein ceh-30-like. Gene Ontology annotation, molecular function: RNA polymerase II cis-regulatory region sequence-specific DNA binding; DNA-binding transcription factor activity, RNA polymerase II-specific. NCBI's taxonomy places the organism in Eukaryota, Metazoa, Cnidaria, Hydrozoa, Anthoathecata, Hydractiniidae. The record is from RefSeq and is a predicted model, not a curated record. Bases 885 to 1487 code for a protein of 200 amino acids. Gene Ontology annotation, biological process: regulation of transcription by RNA polymerase II. The transcript is spliced from 2 exons.